Lactuca saligna is the source of this 904-nucleotide messenger RNA. The record is from the annotation of a GenBank genome assembly. Lineage: Eukaryota; Viridiplantae; Streptophyta; Magnoliopsida; Asterales; Asteraceae.
AUGGCGGUGAUGGAGGCAACAUUCGUUAAUGCAAAUUUAUGGAUCAAACGAUCGAUGUUGAAGAUUGAUGGGAUCAGCUACUUUAGAGUGCUUGACGACGAUGCUAGUGUGUUGAGAAUUGUGAAGUGCGGAGAAUCUAGGCGAUACACAAGCUUUGGCGGCUCGUUGGGAAGGGGAUCCCGGUCAAUUCUUGAUCUUCUCGCCGGCGAAUUAACCAAAAUCACCACCUCCAUCAACAUUCAACGCUGUAAUCUUCCAACGACAAUAGGAAUGAUGGAGGGAGGUACACCUAAUUUCAAGACUUGGAAUAUAUUGUACCCUGUUUACAUAAAUUCAAAGAAGACGAUUGCUGAAGGUAGAAGAAUCUCCGCAGCAAAAGCAUGCGAAAACCCUACGGCUCUCGAAAUCGGCGAUUGCUGUGGUCACCUCAAAAUUCCUUUCGCUAUUGAGAUUGAUAAGGCAUAUCCAAGGGAUUUCAUGCAAGUAGGGAGGGUGAGGUUUUUGCUGAAGAGACCAGAUGGGAGUCUGCACAAUCCCCUUGUUGCAUCCAAAAAACAGCUGAUGAUUCGUGUUGCUGAAUUGGUUCCUAGACACCCUGGUAGACUGAAGAAACAAGAGCCUGCAUCUACAUCAAAUGCUGUGCCUUCUAAAUCUGGAAAGGGUGGAAAAAAGAAGAGAUAGCUCUUAGCUUCACCAUUUACCUAUAUGUAGUUUUAAAAACCAGACAUUGUUGCUGCUUAAUGCUUAAUUGUGUGAAUCAUAAGAUUGUUUGUUUCACUGAUCUAAAAAAGCUUUUUCUAGUGCUAUUUUCAGUUAAUUCCUUACAUUUUAAGCCUUUUAAGUGACAAGCCAUUCAGAAACCGUUUUUCUUUUUAGCAGAAAAAGGGAUAACGACUUAAAUGGG